AUGUCUAGAGAUGGUUCUGUUGCACCAUUAAAGGUGACAGUAUUAGAAGACCAGCCCUUGAGAGAGGAAUGCGAACCGUUUGAUAGUACCGACAACUAUAACCCUGACACACCGAUUGCUGUUGACUUUGGUUCGUUCAACGUAAGAGCUGGCUACGUGAAUCAAACAAGUCCAACACAUGUAUUUAUUAAUGAGCUAACUAGGUACCGUGAUCGUAAAUUAGCACGUACGUUCACUUUUAUUGGUAAUGAUACUCUCUUAGAUCAAACAGUUUGCUCUCAAGCUAAAUCUCCAUUUGAUGGUUCUUUGAUAACCAAUUGGGAUUACGUUGAAGAUAUUAUGGAAUAUACAUUUAAUCAUUUGGGUGUAGUGUCUGAUAAUGGUGUAAAAAAUCCGCUCAUAAUUAAUGAAAGACUGGGAUGUCUUGCAUCACAAAGAAACAAUUGGUAUCAAAUACUAUUUGAAUCCUUUAAUAUGUCGAAGGUUACGUUUGGUGUUGACAGUUUAUUCGCUUACUACGCAAAUAACGAUAUUGGUAAAGAUGGUAUUGUGAUCGAUUGUGGAAACCAAGAUACCAACGUUAUACCAAUUGUUGGUGGAAAAGCAGUUUUAACAGAGUCUAAACGAGUUGAUUGGGGUGGAGCACAUGCAGUAGAAUUUCUUUCGGAUGUAAUGACAUUAAAAUAUCCUUAUUUUCCAACAAAAUUAUCAGGUUAUCAGUAUAGAAAAAUGUAUGAAGAUUAUUGUUAUACUUCCCAGAAUUAUAAUGAGGAUAUUGAUCAUUACUUGACACUAGAUAAUCUAGCUGAUAAAAAUGUAGUAAUUGAAGCUCCAUUUACUGAAGUUCUACAACCACAAAAAACAGAAGAGGAAUUAAGAAUACAGGCUGAGAAGAGAAAGGAAACAGGUAAGAGAUUACAAGAACAAGCUAAACAAAAGAGAAUAGAAAAACUGAUUCAAAAAACUGAAGAGUACGAAUAUUUUUCGAAGGUAAGAGAACAACUAGUUAAUCAAUCAAAAAAAGCUGUUCUCUCUAUUUUACAAAAUGCUGGGUUUGAUGAUGAACGUGAUUUUAAAAAGUAUAUGUAUAACCUAGAAAAAUCUUUGAAAAAGGCACAAGCUAUUGAGACUGAUGGAGCAGAUGAUAAUAAUGAUGAGGAAGAGCAAAAAUUUAAUCUCGUUGAUAUUCCAGAUGCUGAAUUGGAUGAAGAACAAAUUAAGGAAAAGAGAAAACAAAGAUUUUUGAAAGCAAGUUUUGAUGCAAGACAGAAAGCCAAAGAAGAAAAACUGAGACUUCAAAAAGAGGAAGAAGAAUCUAGAAAGAGAGAAGAAGAGUGGAGACAAACAAAUCUAAGCGGUUGGAUUAAGGACAAGAGAAAAAAACUAGCUGUAGUUGUCAAAAAAAGGAAAGACAAAGUUAAACUAAAAGAAGAUAUGAAAGAUCGUAAAUCGCAAGCCUCUCAGAAAAGAAUGAAAAAUUUAGCAAACUUGGCAGAAGAUACGCCACAGUCAGGGUCCAAGAGAAGCAGACAACAAGCAACAAUCGACAAUGAUCCAAACGAUACAUUUGGUACUAAUGAUGAUGAUUGGGCUGUUUAUAAUGAUGUUACACAAAAUCCAGAAGCUUUGGAUGAACUUAUUGAGGAGGACUAUCGUGAGAUCCUUGAUUUAGAAAGUCAACUACUUGAAUUUGAUCCAAAUUUUACUGAAGAGGAUACACUAGACGCCCAAUACGAUUGGAGGAAUUCUGUCCUACACCUUUUUCUAAGAGGACCUGCACCUCAUGACGGUGAAGAUGUUCAUGAACAACACCAAAUGCAUCUAAAUAUUGAAAGAAUUAGGGUUCCUGAAAUCCUUUUCCAACCUUCAAUAGGUGGGCUAGAUCAGGCUGGUAUUACAGAAUUAUGCGAAACCAUAUUACUGCGAAAGUUUGAUUCUAAACCAAGCAAAUUGAGUCAGAGUGCCUUAAAAAUGGUAAGCAAUACCUGGUUGACAGGUGGUAAUUCUAGAAUACCUGGGACAAGAGAAAGGAUCGUAAAGGAAUUUACUCAAUUUUUGCCUGUAAAAACAUCAAUAUCAGUGCAUCAGAGCACCAACCCAACUCUAGAUGCGUGGAAUGGUAUGGUAAAAGUCGGAAAUAAUAAGGAAUUGUUUGAGAAGACUUCAAUUAGUAGGAAAGAAUACGAAGAAUUUGGUGCAGAUUAUAUAAAAGAACAUCAAUUGGGAAAUGUGAACUAUUUCUGA
Messenger RNA from Maudiozyma saulgeensis, 2244 nucleotides. NCBI's taxonomy places the organism in Eukaryota, Fungi, Ascomycota, Saccharomycetes, Saccharomycetales, Saccharomycetaceae. The record is from the annotation of a GenBank genome assembly.